UUUUAUUUUUAUUUCUUUUUAGGUGAAUUGUUUUAUUACAAUGAUAGACAAAAUCACUUGCUCAACCAUGGCUAUGUGAAACAAAUUAUAUAAAUUGUUCUGAGAAAACCACUUUUGAAAAGUGCUUUGUAUUUAUUGGUUUAGUCGCCAAUGUUUUGCAGUUGAGAAAUAUGGAUUUUAUUAAUGAUGAAGUAGAUUUUGAUGAAAAUUAUGAGGAUAUGUCAGAUGACUAUCAAAUUGUCCCUAAAGAUUAUUCAUAUAAACAUUUUCUUGAUUCAAAAAAAAAAAAUACUGUAGAAAUUGACAAGCAUGCAAUAAACAUUUUAAAUUUUUAUAAUGAAUGUUUUCAAAAAGGAAACUUUUGUGACAUAACAAUCAAAACUAAUAGCAGAUCAUUUAAUGCUCAUCGAGUUGUGUUAGCCAUGUUCUCUGAUUACUUUCGUGCUUACUUACAACACGAUGGCAAAGAUAAAGAUGUUAUUACAUUAAUGGAUGUUAAUGGAGAUAUUUUUUAUCAAAUACUUUUGUAUGCAUACACUGGCCAUGUAGAAAGGCAUGAUGACACAAUUGAGGAGUUAGUUAUAUGUGCAGAUUAUUUAGGAGUUAAACCACUAAAAGAUAUAUGCGAAAAUAUUCUUAUGGAAUUAGUUAGUUCAAAUAACUGCUUUCACUAUUGGCAGUUUAGUGAUAUUUACACAAUGAAGUCAUUGUUUGAAGUUUGUUUAGAAUAUUUUCGAAGGAACUUUAUUACUUUAACAAAACAUGAAGGGUUCUUUAAACUAUCAUCAAAAUAUUUAAUGCUAAUUUUAGAAGAUUGUGAACUAAGAUUAUAUAAUUCUGUUAAUGAUGUUGAUCCUAUAUGUUCCAAACAGAGGGAAGAGAUUUUAUUAAAAGCGAUUUUAAAAUACAUAGGCAAUAGUUUAAGUAAGAACAAUAAUGAACUGACAGAAGAGUUGUUAAAAUUGAUAGAGUCAGUUAAACUUCCAGAAAUAGACUUAGUAUUUCUUGAAAAACAAGUGGAAAAGCAUUCUUUAAAAAAAUAUCCUGCAAUUAAUAAUUUGUUGAAUAGUGCUAUGAUGUUUAAAUCUAGAAAAAAUGAAACUGAGUUAUUGUUUCCAAAAAGUUGGUAUACUCAGCGCUUGCUUUCAUUCUGCAAAUUUUAUUCAGGAAGGAAAUAUGCUGCUGUUUAUAUGAUUGGCAGAGAAGAUUACAAUAUAUGUUGUCCUUUAAAUUUUACAAACAUUCAUAGAAAAUUGAUUUGUAUUAAACUUUUUUUUCGAAGAUGGGAUGGAAGGUUAGUAGUGGGUGGCAUUGAACUUCAAUUUAAUGAUGGUUUUGUAGUUGGUGGUGGAGAAAAACAGUUAAAUAGUGUAGAGUUUCAUGAGAUUUAUCUUAAACCUGACGAAGUUAUUACCAAAGUCACAAUAAGUUCUGGUUGGUUAAUUGAUCGUCUAAUGUUUACGACUAACAUUGGAAACACUUAUGGACCUUAUGGAGGUGAUGGAGGUAGAACAGCAGUGGAAGAAGAGAGUGGAUGCUUUUUGUAUUCCAUUAGUUUUUCUUCAGUUCGUACUCAAGCACUUUUGGCUCCUAUUGAGUUACAAUUACACUGGAUAAAACUUGUUUGAGUUACUUAAUUUUUUUUUAACAUUUAAAGAUUUUAUAAAAAUAAUUUUAAGAAAAUAAGUUUUAAAGCACAGCAUUAUUUUAUGAUCAUUAUUUUAUGUAAUUUAUGUUAUACUUUUUGUGAAUCCUUUUUUAGAUGCCUAUACAUUAAUUAAAAUUAUUAGAUUAUUUCACAUUGUUUAAAAUCUAAUUUUGAAAAAAGUUAUUAGAUUACAUAAUGUAUGUUUUUAUAAUACGAUAGCGAUAAUCGAAUAUAUUCGAUUACGCUAUAAUAUAUGUUGUUACAUCACGGUUAUGAUAAUGACAUGGAUAAUGAUGAUUUAAAAAAAUCGCAAUUCUCCUAGGUGGAAAUUGCAUUAAGACCUUUAUAAAUAUUAUCUAUAAUUUGAUCUACAUUUAAUUAUCUAUAAUUUAAUCUACAUUUUGUAUUAUGUCGAUUAUUUUUUCUAUUAUUGUAACAAAUAUAUAUUUCUAUUAUGUUGGU
Molecule: messenger RNA, 2110 nt
Organism: Hydra vulgaris (swiftwater hydra)
Lineage: Eukaryota; Metazoa; Cnidaria; Hydrozoa; Anthoathecata; Hydridae
Product: kelch-like protein 24
Molecular function (GO): protein binding
Source: RefSeq, a predicted model, not a curated record